AAGGACUGUCGUGAUUCCAGGUUCUGGAUUAUGCAAAAAUCCUCCCAUUUGCCGUCGUCGUAUUUCAGUUUCCUUUACAAUAAGUUCAAAGUGCAACUGGAUACUUCGUCAUGCGAUCAAAACAAACCCUACAUAAAAUAAUAAUUCCUAAUCUUACAUAAACAAGAAGAUAAUUUUCUCAAGAUUGAUGUAGAAAUGAAACAUUGCCAUAGUUAAUUGCUUGAAGGUUUUAAAUGCCAUUUAAAUAGGACUUAACUAAUAUUACAAAUAUCUAAAGGCUUCGUAAAAAAUGAAAUUCAAUAUUAUAAAUUUUUUGGGCUUUGAAAAGCCAAAUAAACGGACCAUAUUUCGAAUUUGAUAUCACGAAUCUGCUGCAACCUGGUUGAAAUCGCUUAACUCUUGCCGCUCAGUCUGAAGAAAAAUAUAGCGGAAAAUGGAAAAAAAAUAUAGCGUGAUAGUAACAAAUUACUGUAUCAUUAAUAGUUUUUAUGAAAAUAAUUACUCUUUGAAAAAAUCGGUGACAAACAAGAAUGUUUUGUGAAAAAUCCUAAUUUGCAAAAAUGCUAAUUUCAAUGAAAAAAAAAUAAAACUCUUUUAUGACAAGGCGGUGAUACUGGCAUCCAGUAUAGUUCGUUUCUCGCCAUGUGUAUAAGAUGCUGGUUCAGACACAAUAGAAUAUUUAUGAUACCAUCAUAGGCUCGUUAGAAUUCGGUCGUUUGUAAGCCAAACCAAAAUCGAUUAUACUUGGGUUAUUUACCCUGUCAUAAAUAACCGAUAUCCAAUCCGAACGGUGUACUUUUCCAAGUCGUGUAAUGCGAUAGAAUUUCUUGAAGACACGUUGUUUCAACUUGCCCUACACUUCGCACUUGGAGAAAUACUUUCAGAUGGAACAUUUUGUUAAAUCAGACGACACAUCUGAAAUCGAGUCCUUCAAGCCCGAGGAUUUAAAACAUACCGGCCAGACAUUCACGACUUCAAGGAUGGGUAAAAAAGCAAAAAAUCCUGUCGUUCUUCGUAGCUCCGCAGCUGGUAACAGUAAUGACCAAAGCAGUUCACGAUCUUUACGAAGAAGUCCUAAAAUGCUAAAGCAAAAGACGCGCGAUUCCGACUGCUGUAGUAUUAACUUUAUCAAGUAUUCAUUGCACAUAUUCAAUGCUAUAUUCUUGAUGUCUGGGUUAGCCAUAGUCGGAAUUACAGUUUGGACUAUAUUUUUUAAGCAUCAGUAUAUUUCACUACUAUCUACAACAAACUACACUAUCGGGACGUAUGCUUUGUUGGCAGCUGGAUUGCUAGCAGUUUUCGGUGGUGUUAUUGGUUGUUGUAGUGUGUGGCACGAGCAUCGUGGAAUUUUGUUAUUGUACACAUUUAUUUUGUUGUUUGUGUUCCUCUUGGAAUCUAUCGUGGGCGGCUUAGCUUAUCUUUACGAAACACAAAUUGAAAAUGAAUUACAACAUGGCCUUAAUUCUACUUUUAUGGAUCAUUACGGUGUGAGCGUUCGGCAAACGAAUGCCAUUGAUAACAUGCAGCAAGAGUUUUCCUGCUGUGGAGCAAUACGGUUUGAAGAUUGGCGGUACAGUGUAUGGUUGCGUUCACGACGUAAGGAUUUGAUUAAACCGACAGAGGGACGUUUGGUGCCUGAUUCGUGCUGCAUUACUGUAUCAGCCAAAUGUGGCAUGCGCGAUGGUCCUAGUAAUAUUCACUAUACGGGUUGCAUAUAUGAAAUGACGAAUGAUCUUAAAUACCAUUUGAUAAUACUUGGUGCCAUCGGACUCGGAUUGAGUGUAAUACAGGUGUUUGGGAUGGUUAUGUCCUGCUGCCUUUAUAUUAAACUUAAAGAUGUAUUGGACUGACGAAAACAAGCGGAUGCAAUAGUUGAACUAAUGGAUCCGCUACCGGACAACUUAAGCCUUAUUUAUGGGUAUAACGAUCAGAGAGUAUGACGAGAAAAUCAACUCCCAUGAAUUACGUUACAGUUUUAGAUGUUAGUGAAAGUUCCAGUUCUAAUAAUUUGUUCUAUUAUUAUUAUUGUUAUAGGAAAUGUUAAAAAUACGACAAAAGGAAUGUCUGUUGUAAUUGUUAUAAUUAAAUAGAGAAAAAGUGUAGGAUCAGAAAAAUAUAUUAUUACAAACGGUUUAUAUAGA
Anopheles nili is the source of this 2141-nucleotide messenger RNA. RefSeq names its product CD151 antigen-like. Gene Ontology annotation, cellular component: membrane. The transcript is spliced from 6 exons. The record is from RefSeq and is a predicted model, not a curated record. Bases 885 to 1850 code for a protein of 321 amino acids. NCBI's taxonomy places the organism in Eukaryota, Metazoa, Arthropoda, Insecta, Diptera, Culicidae.